This is a messenger RNA of Uranotaenia lowii, 18645 nucleotides long. RefSeq names its product tyrosine-protein phosphatase Lar (gene Lar). NCBI's taxonomy places the organism in Eukaryota, Metazoa, Arthropoda, Insecta, Diptera, Culicidae. The record is from RefSeq and is a predicted model, not a curated record. Gene Ontology annotation, molecular function: protein binding; protein tyrosine phosphatase activity. The transcript is spliced from 27 exons. Bases 1745 to 9097 code for a protein of 2450 amino acids. Gene Ontology annotation, biological process: protein dephosphorylation.
UAAAUGGUUGAUCGGGAUACAUAAUUUUUCGUGUUUUCGUUCCGUCGUCGGUUUGCGAAUCGGGUUGUUUGAUUGGAAUUUUGUGCCGUUUUAUCGGGUUAUUUGGAACGUUUGAUUGCUGGAAGUGGUUAAUUACGGUACGGUGCUUUUCCGGGAAUUGAAGGUUGGUCCGGAUCCGCCGGAAUCGGGCUCCAAAUUCUAAGAAUUCGGAUCAGACUGGCUUCGACAGUGUGGUGGACAUAUUAUUUUGGGCACCCCACAGGAAUCGUCGUCGGCUGUAAGCCAUUCCCCAACAUAGGAGGCUGCUGCUUCUGACUGUGCUGUGUGUACUAGCGAGUAAAAAUAUUGAUUUUUUCCCUCUAGUGGUGCUGCUGCCACAUUAUCUUGCCUGAGAAUUCCAUGGUUCCUGUGUUUUCUUUCCUUCGGUGUGCAUCCUCUAAAGCUAUAAUGGAAGAGCCUUUGCCGUCGAGUUAUUGAUGAGUGAAAUUUAUGCGACACGGAAGAGGAAUGGCCGUGCUGUGAAAAAUUGAGCACGUAUCCGGGCUUGCCGGAAGCUUCCGGGGUGCUCCACCAGGUCGGAACCACUUUUAGUUACUUGCCCCAGCAGGCUCUUGAGCAGUUUUCGAGAGCAGUGCCAUUGAUGUGAAGUCGAAGUCUCGUGAAGAGUGUGGGGGGAAGCAAGCGAGUUUUACCUGUUUGGGUACAAAAAUAUCUCCGGUGUGGUGUUGCGUGGGCGGCUUCUCUGUAGCCGAAUGUGGUUCUCCUAUUAAGUGGCAGUUUUGUGGUGGCGCUGAAAGCCCGAUAGCAAGAGUCAUCAUUUUAGAUUUAUGAGCCUAGCCUAUAGGCUAAUGCGAGUUUGUGUUUAGGCCAAUCCAAAGUGCGUGCCUGGAUAUAAAAGUAACAGGGAGUGGGGAAAGCCUGAGGAAUUCUUCGGGGCUGAUGUGGACAUUCUGGAGCGUUUGGAAUCAGCUGCCCUAGAUUCAAAAACGUCUUCACUUUUGGCUCCCAGUAAUACGGUAUACAUUGUUGUGUAGAAGAAGAACAACUCACUUUCGGCAUCCAGCAGGACCCCAACUGUCGCGACUGUCGUUUCCUCGGGUAGUUGUUGUUUUUCGUUGAUGCUGGUGUUGUUGUUGAUGUUGAUACAGAUGUUCGUUCCGGGGGUCCCACAAACAGUGUACAAAGACACGCGCACGACGAUUCAUCUACACGACACAGACACGCACCCACACGCCCAAACUAAAUAAUCAUCGGCUCGGCGUUUCGUCAUGUUCGCAUAAAAGGAUUUGGCCAUAAAAAUAUACAGCCAGAACAACCGAGUCCCAAAAAUAAAUCCAGAAUCUACCAAGCGAAUGUUAGCAAAGAAAAAAGGUCUGCGUGAGAGAUAAGAGAAAUCAUCAAGAAAAAAAAACGAGUAAAGAGGCGAAAAAAGAGGAAAUCACACAGCCCAAACGCCUCUCGGCAACGCCCAGAAAAUACACACCAAAAUACAAACAACCAGAACCAAGCAAAGCUAAGGGUGUUCUGGAAAGAAUUUGAAUCUUCAACAAACAACAAGAAAAAAAACCAGAAAAAAAAACAAACCGCCCCAUAUAAAAUAAUUAGGCCCCGUCGACACGAGACUGACUACUGUCAGUCAGUCACCAGCUAGCAAAAAAUAAACAAAACUCAAACCGGAAACAGUUGCGGCCCAAAUUCGUGGGGACAUAUUUGGCGUUUUCCGGUGAGGCGCAAUACUCGAGACAUGGGGCUGCAGGCGGCCUCCGGUGCCGCGCUACUGACAGCCAUCGUUAGUUUGCUGCUUCUACAGCUAGCGACAAUUCCGCACAGUGCCCUUGCUACACAUGGGAAUUUCUCCGAUUUUCCCUUCAUAUACCUGACACAUCCGCCAGAGAUUAUCCGGAAACCGUCGAAUCAGGGUGUUCGAGUCGGUGGGGUGGCGACGUUCUUCUGCGGCGCCCGCGGUGAUCCACAGCCCAACAUCGUCUGGAGGAAGAAUGGCAAGAAGAUAGUUGGUUCCCAAUCGCGCUACUCGAUGAUCGAGUCCAAUGGUGUUUCGAUGUUACGGAUUGAGCCGGUUCGAGCUGGCCGAGAUGAUGCCCCGUACGAGUGUAUGGCGGAAAAUGGCGUCGGAGAUGCCGUUUCUGCCGAGGCAACUCUAUCCGUUUACGAAAUUGACAAAACCCCGGCAGGCUUCCCUGUCAUCACUCAGAGUCCGACGACGCGCGUAAUUGAAAUUGGCCACACGGCCGUGAUGCAGUGCAAGGCGACCGGAAUGCCGGCCCCGAAAAUCUACUGGAUCAAGGACAUGAAGCGCGUCGACAUGACGAAUCCCCGGUACAGCAUCAACAGUGAAGGGAGCCUGCAGAUCGACAACAGCGAGGAAAGCGACAUGGGCCGGUACGAGUGCGUGGCGGAAAACUCCGUCGGAACCGAACACACCAAGCAAACGAAUCUGUACGUGAAGGUACGCCGAGUUCCGCCGACCUUUUCACGACCCCCGGAACCCAUCUACGAGGUGAUGGUCGGAGGAAACGUGACCCUUACCUGUGUGGCCGUCGGAUCCCCGAUGCCCUACGUCAAGUGGCGCCAAGGACCGGAUCAGGAUCUGACGCCGGAAAAUGACGUCCCCGUAGGAAGGAACAUCCUGGAACUGAGCAACAUCCGGCACAGCGCCAACUACACUUGUGUAGCUUCGUCCACCCUCGGAAUCAUAGAGGCCACCACUCUGGUCAAGGUUCAAUCCUUGCCAGCUGCUCCAACAGAUGUGACGAUUUCGGAAGUGACAGCCACGCAGGUUCGGCUCGAGUGGUCGUACAAGGGACCGGAAGACUUGCAAUAUUACGUUAUCCAGUACAAACCGAAGAAUGCCAAUCAGGCAUUCAGCGAAAUCAGCGGCAUCAUAACGAUGUUCUACGUGGUCCGUACGCUGAGUCCUUACACCGAGUACGAGUUCUACGUGAUUGCUGUGAACAAUAUCGGCCGAGGGCCUCCAUCGCUGCCUGCCACCUGCACCACCGGAGAGACAGGUGAUUCCACGUAUGGAGGCUCCAAAAUGGAAAGUGCACCCCGGAACAUUCAAGUGCGCCCGUUAAGCUCGUCGACAAUGGUUAUCACCUGGGAACCACCUGAGACCCCUAAUGGACAAGUGACGGGCUACAAAGUGUACUUCACGACCAACCCAAACCAACCGGAAGCGUCUUGGGACUCCCAGAUGGUGGAUAACAGUGAGCUGACGACCAUUUCGGAACUGACUCCGCAUGCCAUCUACACCAUCCGGGUUCAGGCUUUCACUUCGAUGGGAGCCGGUCCAAUGUCCAAUCCGGUUCAGGUCAAAACGCAGCAAGGAGUGCCCUCACAGCCGAGCAACUUCCGGGCUACCGAUAUUGGAGAAACAGCUGUCACUCUUCAGUGGUCCCGGCCGACCCACUCGGGCGAAAAUAUCGUCCACUACGAGCUUUACUGGAAUGACACCUAUGCAAACGAGCAGCAUCAUCAGCGUAUUCCGAACACCGAAACCUAUACCUUGAGCAGCUUGUAUCCGGACACCCUGUACUACUUUUGGCUGGCAGCCCGAUCUCAGAGGGGCGAAGGUGCAACAACUCCUCCGAUCCCAGUUCGAACCAAACAAUACGUCCCGGGAGCGCCGCCACGUAAUAUUUCCGUCGAAGCGACCAGCCCGACCACAAUCAACGUGUCCUGGCUUCCGCCACCGGUAGAACGUUCCAACGGCCCGAUCGUCUACUACAAAGUGUUCUUCGUCGAGGAUGGCCGCCCAGAUUCGGAAGCAACGGUCACAACCCUGAACUCUACCGCGCUCCUCCUGGACGAACUCAAACGCUGGACAGAGUACAAGGUCUGGGUAUUGGCCGGAACAUCCGUGGGCGAUGGGCCUCGAUCCUAUCCGGUCACCGUUAGAACUCACGAAGACGCCGUCAAGCUGAACAGACCGUUGCUGCACUUCGAUCUGAGUGUGGACCCCACCAGUGGUAAUCCGACUCAGAUAUCGAUUUGCAGUAGUUCAGUGGCAACCGUGGACCAGAGCCUCGGCUGCUACACCCGAUCUCUUAACAACAUCACGGCCAUCAGCUCAGGGACGGGAAAUCGCCGCGCCAACAUCAAUCACAAAGGGGUCAACCAGGACCCCUUUUUUGCAAACAGCUUGCAAAGUUUUCGCAACGUUUCCGCUACACCUUCUAUCACAUUCCAAUCAUCAUCCACGUGUCAGGCGCAGCUAUUUUACUGCGUCCGAGCCGGAACGGUCCGGUCAGCAGCGCGACAGGAACAGCCAGCAGAACUGUUCCCAAGCAUAAAUCCGGACGGCUGUUUUAGCAGUUGUCGAAGUCGAAUCAGCCAGACGGCUGAUUACCAAUAUCGCCACCGGAACAACAGAGCGGCUGCUCCCAGUAGGUGUCGAACUCCAACAGCCCAGAGGGAGCGUUCAACCGAUUCAAGGCAAGGUCAAUCAGGAUGGCUGCGCAGAAGUUGUCAAGAUCGAACCAGUCAGGCAGAUGGUCAAACGAGUGCACGCCGGCACAUCCUGGCGGCCGCGUAUAGUGGUCGGAACCAAGGUGGUCAGGAAUCGGUCCAGCCGUCAAGAGGUCGUAUCAGUCAGUCGAAGGGGCUGGUCAAGGGUCCUAUUAACGCCGGAACAGCCGGUCAAGCCGGAAAGUCUGGAGGUAUUAGCAUAAGUACCGUCGACGGCUGGGUCGUGAAUACAGUCAAGCCUAGGCAACCAGGGCGAUUGUAUUCAUUGAUCGAAAUAGGACAAGCGAGGUGGUCUGAUCAACAGCAUCCUCUCCCCAAUCAUUCCGGGCGGCUGUUCACAGCAGCUAUCCAAACCACAACAUCCUGGUGGUCUGCUAAACGGCUGUCAAGACCGGAAGUGAGUCCAUAUAGAAUCGGAGACGGCGCAGUCAGAAAGGCCGAAAACAGCAGUCGAAAGAAGAAGAGCCAAAAGGGCGGCUGUCCAGCGGCAACGAGGUCGGGACAGCCAGGGGAACAGUUCAAUUUACGAGACUCAGGAACAGCUAGGCGAUCGCGUGCAGUGGUCGAUGUUAAGCUAGGUGAUCGAUUACGCCGAAUCGAAGUCGGAACAGCCAAGCGGCUGCUCACGGUGGCCGAAAUUGCCAGCCAGCCAGGUCGGCGAAGUCGGAACAAUCCAAAAUACUACAAUACUGGCGAACAGGACCGGACCUUCCAUCAAGGACGGUACCUGGACGACUACUCUUCCGAAAAAUCGACACCCGGUGCCAAGAGCGGUACCCGGACGGGCAAGGGACUGCUGAACGAACCGAUGAAAUUCGACGUGGUGGAUGCGCUAGAGUACAACGUUACCAGUCUACAGCCGGACACCAAAUAUCAGGUUCAGGUUGCGGCUCUCACCAGAAAAGGUGACGGAGAUCGAAGCGCUCCAAUUGCCAUCAAAACUCCGGGAGGUGUCCCAAUUCGUCCAACGGUCAGUUUGAAGAUUCUGGAACGGGACCCAACGGUUUCGAUUGAACUGGAAUGGGAACGUCCUAAGCAGACUUAUGGAGAGCUUAAGAAUUAUAGGGUAAAGUGGGGAGUGAAGGAACAACCUUUGACGGAGGAAAAUAUGCUGGGACCUCAUACGACUACAAAAAGGAUAAAUGACCUGGAACGAGGAGUUGAGUACGAGUUUAGGGUUGCCGGAAUGAAUCACAUCGGAGUUGGUCAGGAAGCUGUUAAGUACCUGCAGACACCGGAAGGAACACCGACUGGGCCACCGACAGAUAUUGUGGUAAGAUUUCAGACUCCGGAUGUGAUGUGUGUGACGUGGGAACCCCCAACUAGGGAACAUCGUAACGGACAAAUUACACGGUAUGAUGUUCAGUUCCACAAGAAGAUCGAUCAUGGAUUGGGUACCGAAAGGAAUACGACGGCACGGAAAGCCGUUUUUACAAACUUGGAAGAGAGCACAGAGUAUGUUAUAAGAGUUAGGGCUUACACCAAACAAGGAGCUGGACCUUUCAGCGAAAAGAAAAUCAUAUCAACCGAACGGGAUAUGGGAAGAGCUCCCUUGUCAGUUCAAGCUGUAGCGACCUCGGAACAAACGGUGGAAGUUUGGUGGGAACCGGUUCCCUCAAGGGGUAAACUAGUAGGAUAUAAAAUUUUCUAUACCAUGACAGCCGUAGAAGACCUUGACGAGUGGCAAUCAAAAACCGUAGGCGUCACGGAAUCUGCCGAUUUGCUAAAUCUGGAGAAGUUUGCCCAAUACGCCAUAGCUAUUGCUGCGCUGUAUAAAACUGGUCCAGGUCGGUUGAGUGAGAAGGUCACCGUUAAGGUUAAGCCGGAAGAUGUUCCGCUGAACCUUCGAGCACAUGAUGUCAGUACACAUUCGAUGGAAUUGAACUGGGCUCCCCCAAUCCGGUUGAACCCAAUCAAUUAUAAGAUUUCGUUUGACGCGGUUAAGGAGUUCGUAGAUUCUCAAGGUAUUCCUCAGAAACAAAUCUUACCGAAGCGGGAGAUCGUCCUCAAAAGUCACGUAACUUCUCAUACCAUAAGGGAACUGUCUCAGUUCACGACCUACUUCGUGAAUGUAAGCGCAAUCCCAACGGAUUACUCUUACAAACCACCUACCAAGAUCACGGUUACUACUCAAAUGGCUGCUCCUCCACCAAUGGUUCAACCGGAUUUCUACGGAGUCGUGAACGGUGAAGAGAUUCAGGUUAUCUUACCUCAGGCAUCCGAGGAAUACGGCCCAAUCUCGCACUACUACCUGAUUGUUGUUCCCGAGGACAAAUCCAACCUCCACAAACUACCGGAUCAAUUUCUUACGGAGGAUUUGCAGCCUAGUAAGACUCGAACGGAAAGACCCAACGCACCCUACAUUGCGGCUAUGUUCCUGCAACGUAACAUUCCAUAUACAUUCCAUCUAGGUUCGGGUGAAACCAACCACAACUUCACCAACAAGAAACUGGAACGUGGAAAGCGGUAUCGAAUCUUCGUGCGAGCAGUUGUGGACACUCCUCAAAAGCACCUGUACACAUCGAGUCCUUUCUCCGAGUUUCUUGCUCUGGAUAUGAAGGAAGCUCCCACCGGAGAACCUCCACAUCGACCGAAUCCAAAUGUACCCCAGGAUCCUGAAAUCAUGAUCAGUGGUAAGAAUGAGGAACCUGGUAUGAUCUGGGUAGUUGGUCCAAUAAUCGCAGCAUUGGUAUUGAGCUCAUGUCUGGUACUGGUAUACUUUGUACGUCGACGACGAACUCCCUACAAAACACCGGAUCAAGCGGCCGUAACGAGACCUCUGAUGGCAGCGGACUUGGGAGCUGGUCCAGCUCCUACUGAUCCAGUUGACAUGCGUCGCCUUAACUUCCAAACACCCGGAAUGAUCAGCCACCCUCCAAUACCGAUCUCAGAGCUUGCGAAUCACGUGGAACGAUUGAAAGCCAAUGACAACCUCAAAUUCUCCCAAGAAUACGAGAGUAUCGAACCUGGUCAACAGUUUACCUGGGAUCAUUCCAAUAUGGAGGUCAACAAGCCGAAAAAUCGCUACGCCAACGUUACCUCCUAUGAUCACAGUCGAGUAAUUCUGCAACCGAUCGAGGGAGUCCCUGGAUCAGACUACAUCAACGCCAACUAUUGCGACGGAUACAGGAAGCACAACGCCUACGUGGCUACCCAAGGUCCACUGCAGGAAACUUUCGGAGACUUCUGGCGUAUGUGUUGGGAGCUUAAGUCGAACACCAUAGUUAUGAUGACUCGGUUGGAGGAACGUUCCCGCAUCAAGUGCGACAUGUACUGGCCUGCCCGGGGCACCGAAGUGUACGGGGUCAUGACGGUGACAAUCACAGAAACUCAGGAACUAGCGACCUACAGUAUAAGAACGUUCCAAAUUUGCCGAAGUGGAAGCAACGAGCGUCGGGAAAUCAAACAACUACAGUUCACGGCCUGGCCCGACCAUGGAGUACCUGAUCAUCCGGCUCCGUUCCUGCAGUUCCUGAAGCGUACCAAGGUCCUUACACCACCGGAUUCGGGACCGAUAAUAGUUCACUGUUCGGCAGGUGUCGGGCGAACCGGUUGUUACAUCGUAAUCGACUCGAUGCUGGAACGAAUGCGGCACGAAAAGAUGAUAGAUAUCUAUGGACACGUGACCUGUUUGCGAGCGCAACGCAACUACAUGGUUCAGACCGAGGAUCAAUACAUCUUCAUCCACGACGCUCUGCUGGAAGCGGUGAUUUGCGGUAGCACCGAGGUACCGGCACGAAGUUUACACAAUCAUAUCCAGAAGCUAAUGCAAACGGAACCGGGCGAGAACAUCACCGGUAUGGAGAUGGAGUUCAAAAAGCUCUCGAACGUGAAGGCCGACUCGGCUCGCUUUGUAACGGCCAACUUGCCCUGCAAUAAGCACAAAAACCGACUGGUGCACAUCCUGCCGUACGAAGCGUCUCGCGUAUGCCUGACACCGAUCCGGGGCGUCGAAGGCAGCGAUUACAUCAAUGCCAGCUUUGUUGAUGGGUAUCGUUACCGCAAUGCGUACAUUGCUGCCCAGGGCCCUCUUCAGGAAACGGCCGAAGACUUCUGGCGAAUGCUUUGGGAGCACAACUCUACCAUCGUUGUUAUGCUCACUAAGCUGAAAGAAAUGGGAAGGGAAAAGUGCUUCCAAUACUGGCCCCACGAACGGUCGGUCCGGUACCAGUGCUACGUGGUGGAUCCCAUUGCCGAGUACAACAUGCCUCAGUACAAGCUUCGGGAGUUCAAGGUGACGGAUGCGCGGGAUGGGUCGUCGCGAACGGUGCGGCAGUUCCAGUUCAUCGAUUGGCCCGAACAGGGGGUGCCGAAGUCGGGCGAGGGUUUCAUCGACUUCAUUGGACAGGUGCACAAAACGAAGGAGCAGUUCGGCCAAGAUGGGCCCAUUACGGUGCACUGCAGUGCCGGUGUUGGCCGAACCGGUGUGUUCAUUACCCUCAGUAUCGUGCUGGAGCGGAUGCAGUACGAGGGCGUGCUGGAUGUGUUCCAGACGGUGCGGAUACUGCGCUCGCAGCGACCAGCGAUGGUUCAAACGGAGGAUCAAUACCAGUUCUGCUACCGGGCCGCCCUCGAGUAUCUCGGUUCGUUCGACCACUACGCAAACUAAAUUCAGCGCAGCAAAACACUGCUACUCCGAAACAAGAGAGACUCAUGACCAGGACGCAAUACGAUAUGAUAGCCAAUAUUUUGAUGAGCACACAAAUAACACAGAAAACCUAUGGAACAAUCGUCAGUUAGCUUUUAGAUAACAAUUAACUAAAGAAGAAAAAAAACCCUAAAACGAAAAGUAAACUAGAACACACAAAAAGUUAUCGAAGAUAAGUGAGAAAAUCAUCAUUCCACAGCUAGAAACCCAUCAAAUCGAAUCAGCUUUUAGAAAACGCAGAAAACAAUUCAUUCAAUUUCUAAGCGAUAGAAAAAAGGUGCAUAAAACUCAUGAUAACCAUCCAAAAGAAAAUCAUUCAAGCUAGGGUUACCAACCAAAAAGUAAAAAUAAUCCGCCAUCAAGUGAGCGUAAAGAUAAAUUCCAGCAUCUGAUAAUGAUAAUUCUAAAUAGCUCUCUAGAAACAGAAGUAAAAACAAAACGCAGUUUUAACUGUACCAAUAUCGUAGUGAAAGUAACGAACAUCAUUUCGUAAACUAAGGAAAAAAAAGUAACCAUCGCCAAUCGACUAAGCAAAUUCAUUCCCGUCAAUCAAAAUUAGCCAGCAGAGUGUUGUCGAAAAAAAUAGCAACAAACAAUUGUUCAGAUAUAAAACAAAUUCUCUCGAAAGUGUGGUUCCGGUUAUGGAACGUGUUUUACUAUCCCUAAUUAUAGACAAAACAAAAAUGUAUCAAAAGUUUGGCGUUCGAAACAAAAACUAAAAAAACAAAAUUGGCAUCAGCAAUUCACACUCUAGCUAGCAGAAAAUCUUUAGAACCUAAACAGAACGCGUCAGAUUAUUAAGGCAAGGAACGGAAAGUGAACGUGAAAUAUCAAAGACAUCUCACUGAUAUCAAUCAGGAUACCGACUUAUAGUGUAAAAACUUUAGUUUCUGGCGGCCGUCAUCGGGUUGAAAUUAUUUUAUUUACUUGAAUAAAUGUAGGACUCAUACUAGUGAAAAUAAGUAAGUAAAUGAAUUGAUAACAGUUGAAGUCAUCAGGGUAUUGAAAAGUACCAAUUAGAAAAAAAUCAAACAGUUGGGGAGAAUAUGAGUAUAUUUGAUCUCUGGGGAUACUUGAUUUCUCAGCUAUGUAUAUAUCGAAACAGGAAUGUCUUACAUAGAGCAAAUGUUCUGGAAAAAUUUGCCAAAUAGAACAAAACAACAAACCUUUCAUAAAAAAAACUUUUUUUUUGGAUAUUAAACCAAUUGGUUUAUUCAUCCCCAUAGUCAAAAAACUUUUAAAUUUGUUUUUAAUAAUUGCACUUUAUUUGAAAAAUCUAACAAAAUGUGACUUGAAGAUCAUAUACAUCGCUUCAAAACGUUUCUCACGCGAAAAAAUAUUUAUUCCAGAAUGUCAAUCGUUAGAGUACAAUAUGAAUUUCUUAAUGCCAUUAUUUCUAUGCAAUAGUAAACUCUAAAUUUUUCUAAGAAAAAGUUUUCCGAAAUGUAUGAUAUGGGUUCACUUGGUUCCUUGAGUCCAAAAAGAUAUAAGUUCUUCUGAAUCGAUGUUGAUCAUAGCUAAGCACGAAAUCAAUAACAUUUUUUCAAUGACUAAUAUUUAUUCAAAAAUUUCUUGAUCAAAUGAACUCAAAAAAGUGUAUUUAUCGAAAAAAAUGCGCCUUUAAGUAUGCAAUGAAUAUUGGGUAUUAGACAAACUUUCAGAAUUAUUUUUGUCUGGAGCAUAUAAACUAGGAAAUGAAAACUAAUAUGGCCAAAAAACUCAAUUCAACAUUUAUUUUUAGAUUUCGCAUGAUUUUUGCCAAAGAUUUUGGGCACCCUGGUUCAAGGAUCAAGUCUACUUCAACUUUCAAAAUAUUCCAAUUUUUUUUAGUCCCACGAAAACCUUUCUAGUUCAUCUACGGAUCAAUUUGACUUUAGCAGCAUAUAAACUUGAAAUUAAACGCUGUCAGAAAAUGCAAAAGACGGUGAUCUGCAAAAUUUUUCCAAAAAGUUUUGAUGAAUAUUUGAAAAAGAGAUCAAGUAUCCUCAAUCUCCCCUAUUCUUUUAUUUUAAAUUUGUAUUUAAUUUUAUUUUUCUUGACCCAACAAAAAAAACCGGUAUUUGAUGGUUUUAAGAAUAUUUUUAACAGUUUUUUUUUUACAUUUUACCUUAAGUUCAUGAAAGUAGGUAAAUAAGUCAAAGAAUGCUACCAUAAUCAUUCAUAAUAACAUAGUCGAAACGUAAGAGAGAAGAACCUUGUUAAGUAUCUACUCUAUACCUUUGAGGAAUGCUUCUUAUGGUCGUUAGGUAAGAAUGAAAGAAAAAAACCAAGAACUUUUUGCUUGCAAGUGUACAAUUUUGCGAUGGAAAUAAUCAGUAGUAGUUUAUUAACAGAAGAAAAAACAACAGAAGAAACAAAAAAAAAAUACACGAGUGGCAAAGUGAGUUUAUGAAUUCAUCAGACUGAUAUUGUAAAUGAAGAAACAAAAAAAAAAAAAAUAGAAACAAACAAAAAAAAGUAAGCUAACCGUAGGAAGAGUGUUUUGAUUAUUUUGGCAGCAGAAUCGAGGAGGACUCUUUGUAAGUAUUGUAUCAUGCAGCAAAGGAAAAAAUAUCUAUCAGAAUUUAAAGUAAUAAUGGGAAAAAAGAACCUAGAGGAAGCGAUUAAGAGAGAAAAAAACAAACAAAUUAUUCAGAUAUAUUAGCAAAGUUGACCUGUUUUUGGAUGAAGUGUAAAUCUAUUAAGCAAAUAAUAAACUAAAGAAACAACCGCUUAAUGAACAUAGGCAACAACACAUAGAGAGAGAAAAAAAACAUUAGAAAAGCAAGUACUAUAUCCCGCAACAGCUGAAGAGAAUGAACGUUUUAAUUUUGCAAGCGUAACUUUUCCGUUUCCGUCUCGUCUAUCCUGUUCAUUUUUAUUUGUUUUGUAGAAUGUCGAUGAACUAAUAAAUAGGACAAAUUUUUGGACGUAACAUAAGUUUAGGCGUUUAUGUGAUGGUUGUGUAGGUCAUUUUAUCGGGCAGUAGAGUUAUACACCAGCAACAAGUAAGAUUUACUAAUUAACAGAAAAAAAAACUAAGAAACAGUAAGGAGAGAAGCAGAACAACUUAAAAUGGAACUAGCCGGCAGUUGAAAAUCAGUUUUAUUGGAGAUAAAUCAUGCUUUAUUUAUAAGGCUAGAAUACAGACUCAUACAUAAUCGCGUGAGCUCGUCAUGGCGUAAUCCAGGCUGCACCAGUUUCGUCCACGAAAUAUCAGUACAUUUAAGAUCACAUUAUGACGUUUAUUCGAUUGUAUUUUAAAUUUUACCAGGCUUCUUUUUGUUAAAAGUAGUGUUUAAUUGAGGUCCGAGGACUUUAACAUUUCAAAACAAAAAAUGUUCUUGCAACAUUGAGACGUGGUAAUUUAAAGAUCUAAACUCAAUUGGGAAGAAAGCAAAUUUUCAGUGUUUUAAAAGCAUUUCUUUUAAAAAUAAGGUACCGUAAUCCGGGGUAAGAUUGAUCCCUUUUUUAUGAACUAUUUUAUACCAGUACUGGACUCAUAUGAACGUAAAACAUGGUGGCAGAAAUUUACCAGAUUACUUCAAAUUUGAUAAAUAAAUCGAUUUCGACUUUGUUUAGAAUUGAUCAGUCUCUAUUUUGACGGUUUGAACGAGUUUUUUUUAUCAUAAAGGAUACACAACACCUUCAUAAUAUUUGCAAGUGCCAGUUUAUCAAUUGCUAAGGCAGUUUGGAACGAACUCAAAUGAUAGAAAAUUAAUCAUGGUAUUCUACAAAAUUGAACACAAAACUUUCGGUGGCUCAAAGAUACAAAAUUUGUAAGUUUUUAUCCAGUGAAUUCUGAGACAAACAAAAUGCUGGAUUUCGGUGUUUCUUGGUUUAGAUUUCUUCGCGGUUAAAAAAAACAACAUCGCGGUCCUUAUUGAGUUAAGGCCGAACAACAAUUCAAAUCGAAAGAUGGGCAAUGAUGCUGCAUAAAUUAAGGGGCUAAAUUUUUUAUCAUCAGAGAAGAAUGAGGAUACUUGAUUCCUUCGCUAUAUCUUGAAACAAGAAUGCCUUACAAAUAUCAAAUGUUCUAGAAAAAUGUGCCAAAUAGAACAAAACAACAAUGCUGUUAUCUCAACAAAUUUUAAGAAAAUUAUUUUUCGAAAUAUUGAACUAUGUUUUAAAAAUUUAACAAAAUGUGAUUUGAAGAUCUGUUUUAUCAUUUUAAAAUGUUUCUCGGGCUUGAGAUAUAGCUCAGUUGGCAAGUCAGUUGCUUCCUGAGCAGAUGUCCGUGAGAUCGAGCCCAAGAGUAAAAAUCGAACACAGUUGUACCGGAUAAGUUUUUCAAUAAUUUCCGCCAACUGCAACGUUGAUAAAGUCGCGAAUGCCACAAAGAUGGUAAAACGACUAUAAUCGAAACGAAAAAAUGUUUCUCACAUGAAAUUUUUUUAACAAAAUAUAUAAAUUCCAAUAUGUCAAUCGUUAGAGUAUAAUAUGAACUUCAUAUGCUAAAUUAUCAAAGCAAUAGUGAACUCUCAAUUUUUUUUUCGGAGAAUUUUUUCAAAAUGUAUGUUAUGGGUAAAAUUGAUCCCUAGAGUCCAAAAAGAUAUAUAUUUUCUUCUGAAUGGAUCGUGAUCAUUGGUUAUCAUGAAAUUAAUCAUUUUUGUCCAAAAACUUAUGUUUAUCUAGUAAUUAUCUGAUAAAAGGGACUUAAAAAUACUGCAUUUAUUUAAACACUAGAAAAUUGCGCCUGUAUGUAUGCAAUGACUGUAGAGUAGCAGACAAACUUUUAGAAUUCUUUUUGUCUGAUACUUACAAACUGUGAAAUGAGAACUAAUAUGUCAAAAAAUAAUCAACGGACCAUUUAUCUUCGGAUUUUACUAGAUUUUUGCCUAGAUUCAGGGCCCCUUAAUUAAGGAUCAAGUCUCCUGUUACUUGAAAAAUACCAACACAUUAUUAGUCUCACGAAAAUGCUUCUAGUUCAUUUACGAGUUCGUGAAUCAUGUAUUAGAUAAAUUUUCCCAUACAAACCUAGAAGUUCAAAUUUACUCAUGUAAACGUUACUCAAUAAUUCUGCAAAUAAUCAUGGAUGAGUUUUGGACCAAGGAGAAGCUUUUUAGACCCCAGGGUUUGAGAAAUUAGCCCAAAAUAGCCCAAAGUCGACUCAGUCUAUUGUACAUAUUUUAAGUUUUUUGAGGUGUAAAAAUUUAAGAAUUUGAUAUUUCCAUACAAAACUUGUCGCAUAUAAAUUUCAUUUAAUUUUCAUUUUAAUCGGAAAGAAGGCAAAGAACAGAAAGAUAAGUCAAAUGUGAUUUUAGAGCACGCUGAUUCUCGAUUUUGAAGCUUCGACUUGAAAAACAGAAGAAAAUUUACAGUUUUGCAGAAAAAAAUUUAAUGAAUUUUUGAAGUUCUCUUUAGAAUCGACCCUUGGUUUUCGAAAACAAAAUCUGCUGGAGACAAAGUAUGGAAACCUUGUGUGAUUUAGGAUUUUGGAGAUUGGAAAUAGAAACAUCUAGAAGUUAAAGAUAGACAUUUCAUGGCAACUAACAAAUGUGGCUCUUUCGAACAUUGAAAUUUAAAAAAAUAGGUAAUUUCGGCUUUUCUGACUCAAAAAGUUGCCGACCACUGUCUUAGGUCCUUUUAUUUUUUCCUUCAAAUUUUACCAUUUGAUAGGGUUUCUAGCCUUUGGUCACAGACAGGUUUACUCUUGGAAAAUGUCCCUAUUUUUUAAUAUAAAAAAUUUACCUCAAAAUACAGUUAAACUAUAGGGGAGAAUGAGGAUACUUGAUCCCUGGGGAUAUUUGAUUCCUUAGCUAUAUCUCGAAACUGGAAUGACUUACAAGGAUUAAAUGUUCUAGAAAAAUGUGCUAAUUGGAGCAAAUCAACUAUGCUAUGAUCUCAAAAAAUUUUAACAAAAUAAUUUUUGAAGUUAUUGAACUUUGUGUGAAAAAUUUCACAAAAUGUGACUUUAAGAACUUCUUCUAUCACUCUAAAAUGUUUCUGAUAUGAAAAAAUAAAAACAAAAAUAUAUAUUCCAAUAUAUAACUCGUUGUGGUGUAAUGUGAACUUCAUUUUACCAUAUUUUAAAACAUUUGCAAUGGUAAACCCUCAACAUUUUUCAAAUAAAAUUUUCUAAAAUUUUCAUUAUGGGUUCAAUUGAUCCCUAGAGUUCAAAAAGGUUUUUUUUUUUCUUCUAAAUAGAUCUUGAUCAUUGCUGAUUACAAGAUAACGAUUAAUUAUUCAAUAACUGAUAUUUAUACAAUAAUUGUCUGGCAAAAAGGGCUAAGAAAGUUGAUUUUCUCUUAAAUUCAGAAAAUAGCGCCUUAAAGUAUGCAGUGUCAUUAAGGUUGAGACAAAGUUUUAGAAUUUUCUUCCUUUGACAUUUAUAUAUUGUGAAAUGAGAAAAAGCAUGACCAAAAUAGUCAAUUGACAUUCUUUCUUGAAAUUUUAUUUGAUUUUUUCCAAGGAAUAGAGCCCCCAAAAGGAAUCAAGGAUCAAGUCUCCUUCAAAAAAGAAUCCUUAACUUCAAAAAUAUCGCAUUUUUUUCCUUCCACGAAAAUGCUUCCAGUUCAUCAACUUUUGAAGCACAUAAACUUGAAAUUACACGCUGUCAGAAAAUGCAAAAGACAGCGAGUGGCCAAAUUUUUCCAAAAAGAUAUGAUAAAAAUAAGAAAAGGGGGUCAAGUAUCUCCAUUCUCCUUUACCAUUUGAUAGGGUUUCUAGCCUUUUGUCUGAGACUGGCUUACUCUUGGAAAAUAUCCCUUUUUUUAUUCACAUAUGGUUUUAUUAAGGCAUUUUACUUAUAUAGUUUUUAUGUGCCGGGAGAAUUUUUUCCUAACUUUGGGUUAGUAAGAGGGGAAAAAUAUCUCUAUUUUUUAUUUAAUAUCAAAAAAUUAACUCAAAAUUCAACAAAAACUAAAUCAAAAUUAUACAUUUACUAAGGGAAAAAGUUGAACUCUCACAUAAAUCAACCUGGUAAACGCUUUGAUCUGGAAGGGUGUUUGUUAGUGAGCCUUCGAAAAAAUAGGUAUUUCCAGAUUUUGAAAUUACAUUUUAACUUACAUUUGAAAUUUUCUAAAACAAACCAAGUUCAUCCCAAUUUAAAACACAACUUAUAGAUUUUAAAACGUAGAAAAAAGUUUUGAGAUAUUUUAACUUUAGACUUAGUUAUUGAUGUUAUUGAUUAUGUGGAAAAAUUUUAUGAUGAUCAAAGUUACCCCGUUUUACGGUAGUACUCAAUGUAUCAAAAUUUUUUUGAAAAGGAUAAAAAUAAGUGGUUCCUUAAAAAUAUCACAUCAAAGAACUAUUCAGAUAUUCAGUUCUAGAACAGAAAUCUAACCUCAGAACUCUAUACUCAUUACUAAGAACUCUUUAUUUUGGAUUCCAAAUUGAGAUUCAAUGAAUAAGAAACUAAUUUAAGCAAAAGUUCUUGAAUCGUUCGUACUGUUUGGAUGCUUCUUUAUGCCAAUGAAGUUUUUCUGGAAUUUAAUUCGUGCAUCAUGCCAAAUUUUAAGUUUUUUUUCAGUUCCAAAACGUUAAAAAUGUUUCAAGCAAUGCGUCAGACUAUUUUGGGAUUUUUUAAGCUAGAACAACGUGAAGCAAUGUUUAGUUUAAAGUCAUUCAAUCAUCCUCCCAGUAUGUGUCAACGGUAAACUUUAUUGUUAAUUGGAUAAUAUUAUUGUACACAAGAUUGUGAGUGUGUGCGAUGUGAAACUCACAAUCACACAGAAUAUCAUCACACUCAUAGAGACGCACACAGACACUUUAGUUUUAACAGAUUAGGAUGUAAGUUAUGGGUAAGUUAAAUCGAAAAUAUCGAGGACUAAAUUGACGGAGUACUUUAAGUUCUAUUUUACUGGAUGAUGUGAAAAAUUGAAAACCAACACUGCUGCAGUUGAUAUUAAUUUGUGAUUUUUUAUGUGUAGCUAAGUUCCGGACUUUGUGUAACGUGAAUAAAACUUUGAUCAUAUGAGGUUCAUCCAUGUGUAUCGAAUGUUUAGUUGUUAGUGAAACAAAACUGUCAUACGGAGUCUAAUAUUAAAGUUUAAAAUUUUUAACUUUAGAGAGACUGUUCGAAAUUGGUAAAUUUCAGACCGAAUGCAGCUUAGUACCGAUCUAGUAUCAACGGGACGCGCAAAUAUUAUUUUUAUUUGCUUAAUUAAGUUAAUUCUGUUUUAACGGAGCAGCUAGCCAGGCAUUUAGUUAAACUAUGAAUCGCAACUCGAGGCCAUACAGUUUACCCUAAACCGAGGAUUUUAAACGUUAAACUUUAAGUUUUACCGUUCAAAUGUUAUCGCAAAAAUCAAAAUCGAAUAGCUCUGUUAAGCCGAUGCCAAUUAAAUUGUUCGUUUCAAGAAAACUUUACAAGUACACUUUACCAAUAGCUACAGUUAAAAGUUGAUUUAAGUUGAAAUGUAAACUGCCAUUAACCUGUAUUAAGUUUUAUCAUUCCAUCCACACAUUCUUUACCUUUGAAGAAUUUGAAUUCUGUAAAAAAAAGAUAUCACGAUCUUCCCGUUCGUUUGAUUUUUAGCAGAAAACACAAAAACUCAUUUUAACUCACAGCCACAGAAUAAUACUCUUGCCUUUCGAAAAAAAAACACUUUCCGAUAUUAAUUGCAUUACUUAAUGUUCAAUAAAAGAAAUGUCACUUAUAAUCACUUGCUCAAAAAACACAUUUCGGUUACAGUGAAUGCAAAAAAAAUGUUGUACCAAAUAUUGUUUGUAAAAUGUUAACAAAUGACACACACAAUUGAUAGAUUUAAGUAAGAGUUGCAAAAGAGGCGGCAUUCAAAUUUUCAUUUCCGCAAACUUAACCUUAAAUAUCAGAAAACCGCUAAAAAACUGUGCUGGUUACAGAACGUCACACCGGAUUAGUACUAAAUUUAAACGGAAGAAUUGAUCGUUGAAAGCAUAACUGUAAAGCAAACUAACAGAAGAAGAAAAAUUAUUAAAAACAUAUUUUUGUACGCGAGAAAGGUUAAGACAGAGAGAAAAAAAAAAUGCAAAUUUACUUAUCGGAAAAGUUAUUAACACAAAGAAAAGAAGGAAAAAAAUUAAAGAAAAAAAAUCUAUCAAAAGAUCAACAACCGUCAGGUUAGGGCAUGGGAGUGUAAUGUUCAUAGUAUAGGUUAUGGUAAAAAAAAGUGAGCAGUGCACAACAACAAGCGUCCCUGCGUGUGUGUGUGCGUGCGUUGCGUGGUGUGCUACGAGUAGAUAUAUCAUUAUUGGUUAAGGCGGAUCUUGCAUUUAAGUAAAAUUACAUCUCUCAAACACGGGUGGACAAUUGGAAGAAAACUAUUACCAUACAUAUGUAUAUCUUGGACUCUACUGAGCGCUGCGCCCGAUCGAACGCUAAACUCGGAGCUCUGUAACUCGACUAAAAAGUAUCAGUCCGAUUAUCGAUUUUGGUUCAAUUCUUCAGUAAGGUCUAGGUUCUAUAUAGAAAUUAGAAGGAUGGUGGUUGAUUAAAAAAAUGCGUGGGCAGUGGGAUGGCACAAUUAGCAGGAGGUAUAAUUAGAAGAUGAGAUUGUCGAGAAUUAUUUAGGUUAUAUCUACAAUUAUGAAUAAAAAUGGAAAAUAAA